Ctenocephalides felis (cat flea) is the source of this 1219-nucleotide messenger RNA. Its product is annotated as peptidyl-alpha-hydroxyglycine alpha-amidating lyase 2-like. The coding region runs from base 1 to 1197 and encodes 398 amino acids. NCBI's taxonomy places the organism in Eukaryota, Metazoa, Arthropoda, Insecta, Siphonaptera, Pulicidae. Gene Ontology annotation, cellular component: extracellular region; membrane. Gene Ontology annotation, molecular function: catalytic activity; protein binding. Gene Ontology annotation, biological process: peptide metabolic process. The transcript is spliced from 6 exons. The record is from RefSeq and is a predicted model, not a curated record.
AUGAAUUUAAUAUCAGCUACAGUGUUCGUCGGUUUCGCGGUAGUAUUAUUGGCAGUUUCGAGUUUCGUCGACGGCAGACCAGGUGAUCUUAAUCUCAACGACGACCUUAACCGUGAUUUCUAUAAAGAAGUCAAACAAUUGCUGGAUUCUGCAUAUGAUAAACAGCGGAGAUCAUCGGCUGAGACAAGAGCUAGUGAAUUAUUUUAUAAUGAACAACCAAGAGAAGUGACUCAAAAACCUCCAAGACCUGUGGAAGUUCCGGGCUGGCCCAAAACGGAACUGGCAGUCGGCCAAAUAACUGCGGUCUCGAUCAAUUCUAAAGGACAACCUGUUAUCUUCCACAGAGGAACUGUCGUAUGGGACGAAGGAUCAUUCAACACGACGUAUAAUUAUCAACGUGCACAACAAGGGCCAAUAGCCGAAGACACCGUGUUUACACUAGAUGAAAACACAGGUGCUGUGUUAUCAUCAUGGGGAGGUGGAAUGUUUUAUAUGCCCCACGGACUCACUGUGGACCAAUAUGAUAACGUGUGGGUUACCGAUGUAGCUCUACAUCAAGUAUUUAAGUUUACCCCAAAUGUAGAAUUUCCCACCCUUACUCUCGGAGUGCGUUUCCAGCCCGGUACGCGUUUGCCACAUUUGUGCCAACCCACCUCAGUAGCCAUUUCCAGGACAAGAGAAGAACAAAUAUUUGUUGCUGAUGGCUACUGUAACAAUCGCCUGCUUCAAUAUACAAAGCACGGCGAAUUGAUUAGGGUUAUUCCCCAACCACCAGAGUUUCUAUCAUUGCAAGUGCCUCAUUCCUUAGCUCUGGUGGAGUCUUUAGACAUGAUUUGCGUUGCUGAUCGAGAAAAUAUGCGUAUAGCCUGCCCUCGAGCUGGUUUGCGCGAAGUGGAUUUAGUGACCAGAUCAGCACCAGCCUAUACGAUACACCAACCUGACCUGGGAAGAGUGUUUGCCGUUGCUUCUUAUGGAGAUCUUGUGUAUGCUGUUAACGGCCCCACGUCGCCUAUGAUACCCAUACAAGGUUUCACGAUAGACCCCCGAACGGAGACCGUCAUAGACCAUUGGGCACCCACAUCACAUGCCUUUGCCAACCCGCAUGGGCUAGCCGUGAACCCAGAUGGAAGUGCCAUGUAUGUGGCAGAAAUUGGACCAAAUCGAUUAUGGAAAUUUAUGUUGAACGCUACAGAAUAAAUUAUAAAGUUUUCCAGUAAUG